This is a messenger RNA of Drosophila virilis, 3167 nucleotides long. The record is from RefSeq and is a predicted model, not a curated record. Lineage: Eukaryota; Metazoa; Arthropoda; Insecta; Diptera; Drosophilidae.
UCAUUCAGAAGUUAAGCUUAAGCGUGUCUCGGCCGCUCGGUCAAUAGACUCGCUCUGCUCAUUAGCCAAUUGCGAAAGAAUUUGGAUUUUUACAAAGUUCUUGUGAAAUAUUUACGUAUGUUUCGGCACAUUCGGCCAUACAUAUGAGCAUAUAGUUAUUUCAGUCUUGUCCGUGCGUUAUUUGUGUUGUGGUUUUUGCGGUUUUUCAGUUCCAGUUUCAAUUGAUUGCAAGCAGGAGCAGCGCCCCCAGCACCAGCAACAGCAGCAACAGCAGCACCAGCAGCGUCAGCAGCAACAACAACAAACGCCAGUAGCCAACACAAAUUGUUGCUCGACACCUUUUGCAUUGCACUAGAUGCAUUAAACUACUGAGCAGCUCGGAACGAACCACCAAUAAAAACAAGAACAACAUCCACACACACACAAACACACGCACACACACACACACACACAUAGCAACAAAAUGGCCUUAAUUAUGAAAUACAUCGAGAGCAUAAACAGAUAUAUGGACUCACAUAGUGAUUCAAGGACAAAGGACUGGCCCAUGAUGUCGUCACCCUUCCCCACACUCGCCGUGUGCCUCACAUACGUCUACCUGGUUAAGGUGCUUGGGCCGCGAUUAAUGGAGAAUCGAAAGCCGUUACAUCUACAGAACAUGCUGGUCGUCUAUAAUGCGUUACAGGUUGUAUUUAGCGCGUGGCUAUUCUAUGAGUGUUUAAUGGGCGGCUGGUGGGGUUCGUACAGCUUCCGCUGUCAGCCUGUGGACUAUAGCGAUAGUGCCACAUCUAGGAGAAUAGGAGUUUCCGGUUGGCUAACUGGACAUUAUAGCUUCCGAUGUCAGCCAGUUGACUAUAGUAAUAAUCCUAGAACGUUAAGGAUGGUUCACGCGUGCUGGUGGUAUUACUUCUCAAAGUUCACAGAGUUCAUGGAUACGAUUUUCUUCGUGCUGCGCAAAAAGACGAGCCAGGUGACGACAUUGCAUGUCAUACAUCACGGCUGCAUGCCCAUGUCCGUGUGGUUCGGUGUCAAAUUCACUCCAGGUGGCCACAGCACCUUCUUUGGCCUGCUCAAUACAUUCGUGCACAUUGUGAUGUACACGUACUACAUGUUCUCGGCCAUGGGUCCACAAUACCAAAAGUACCUCUGGUGGAAGAAGUACCUGACAACGCUCCAAAUGGUUCAGUUCAUUCUCAUCAUGGUGCACGCCUUCCAAUUGCUCUUCAUUGACUGCAAUUACCCGAAGGCCUUCGUCUGGUGGAUCGGAAUGCACGCUGUGAUGUUCUUUUUCCUGUUCAAUGAGUUCUACAAGGCAGCCUACAAAAACCGUCUAAUGAAGAAGAACGCGCUGCUGGCUAACGGACACGCCAAGCCGAAUGGCUACUGCAAGAGCAUCAAUGCCCACGACGAUCUGUUCAUGCCACAGCCGGCGGCAGAGACGACGACGGCGUCGACGGCCAAGGCCAAUGGCAAUGGCAAUGCGACGCUCAGCAACGGGCAUGCGAAUGGCCUGAAGAACGGCUACAAGCCGCUGCCCAAUGGCAAUGCGGCCGCCGUGGCCAAUGGCAGUGCGCACAAAACGAACGGUAUCCUGCUGACAAAUGGAUUUGGCAAUGGCAGCGGUGGCUAUGCCACCAAGCUGCUGGACGAUGUGGCACAGGAGCUGACACACCGGAAGACACAAAAAUAAUAUCGGGAUAAUGCGGGUCGGCGCCAACAUAGAGCUUAGGAUGAUAGCGGAAAGCACAGCAAGCGCCAGGAGCAUCACUAUAUGCUCCAACAGUCAUAAGCACACACACACACACACACACGCCCACAUACACACCUACACAUACACACACUCAACAAACUGCAUUCAUUUACAUCCACAUAAGCAUAUAUAUAUACAUACAUGUUUCGGAUAUUGUAUUGACAUUGAAAUAACUUUUAGUGAGAAUGGAAGUGAAACAAUAAGGGGCAUAUUGUUAUUGGUACUAAUUAUUAUUACAGAAAUUAAUAAUAGUAAUAAUAAUAAUGCAUAAUAAUGAUGCUUGUUUUUACAGCGAGCCAUCGCACACAUUGCAUACAAUCUGCUGCACACAUAUUUUUAUGUAUGUAUGCAUGUAUGUAUGUAUAUAGCGUAUGUGCGCAUGUUUGUAGCAUCUAUAUAAAUAAAAUACAUUUUUGUUGCUUUUUUUCUCUUUUUAACUACUUUAGUUGUACAAAGCUUUGUAUAGAAAAAACAAACAAAAACAAAAACAAAAACAAAAACAAAAAAACAAAAAAUCAAAAAACAAAUACAAUUUAUAAAUUGAGCCUAAUGCUUAUUUAACUGAAUUGUGUGUGAGCAUGGAAUUAAUCUAUGUAUUUAAGCAUAGAAUUUAAUUUAUAUACAUACUUAUAUAUAUAUAUAUACUUAUACACAUAUAAAUAAAGUAAAUGGAAAAAUUUAGUUGGUUCUGCGUAAGUCAAACAAGUUUUGUAAAUGUAUAAAGCGAAAAAAAUAUCUAUAUUAAAAUAAAAUAUAUGUAAUUUAAUAUUAGUCGCUAUAAUUGUUGAGGAAUUUAAACCAAGUCAAGCAAAAACAAAACAGAAAAAAAAACAGUCACAACUAUUUAAGUCAAGCAACAAAUACUACAAAUACCAAGAAAUUUGUGCUUCGUUUCAAUCAUAAACGACCACAAAUAAACAAAAAGAAGAAAACAAAAACAAGCCCUACCCACAUGUUUAAUUAAUUUAUUACAAAUAAAUUAUGCCACUAAACUGGAAAAUUAUAAAGUAUGCAACUUUAGCUAUUUGAUAACGUUGCAUGCAACAACAUACAAAAUCAAGAAUCCACACAAAAGAAGAAAAAAACCAUCUGAAAACCACGAGCAUUGAUAACAAAAGCAACAUUGUUAAACGCAUAAAAUAAAAGUAAAUAUAAUAAAAAAACAAAUAGACUUUAAGUCCCACACUCUAGGUUCUAUAGGUAUUCAAUUGCAAUACGUUUUGUAUGCGUAGUAGCCAUUUUUGUGGAGCUGGAGCAGUAUGUAAACAACACUAUGUAUGUAAUUGUAAUUAUUAUUAUUAUACAGAGAUCACAAAAAAAAAUACGAAAAACUAAAAUUAUGUGUAGAAAAUUAGGCAGAAACGGAGUGGAGCAUUUUUUCAAUAAAACACUAAAAAAAAUACGCUUAUGCAAAUUCAAA